AUGGCUAUAUUCUCAUCAUUAAGUGGGUUUUUCAAUAGAAACAAGAGAAGGAUCUUGAUCACUAGUGCUGUUUCCGUAUCUGUAUACUUGUUAAUCAAUGAGUUUGUUAUCAAAAAGUUUAGAAAUUAUCAACAAUCUUUAAGACAAGAGUUAUUAUUUAAACAACAGAUUAAGCAACGGUUUAUCCAAACCCAACAGGAUUGUUAUUAUACCAUUUUAGCAUUAUUACCCGUAUUAGCUACACCAAUAAUUGAUGCUUUGCCGGUUGAAUUAAUUACACAAGCGUUACGAUUGAAAAAGAGCGGCGGGUCCAAGAGCAGCACUACUAAUGAAAAUAACGAAUUGACGACAGAUAACUUGAAUCUUUUGGAUAAUAAUAAUGAUCCAGAACUGAAAUUAUCCAUUUAUAUGAACAAGAGUAAGAUUGAGUUGUGGAACUUGUUGAAAAUCAAGUCCAUCACGAGAAUAUUGACUUUAAUGUACACAAUGUCAGGUUUAUUGUUAAUAACAAGGUUGCAAUUGAACAUUUUGGCCAGAAGAUCAUACUUGGAAAGUGCCAUACAAAUGGCCGGGGUCAAAUCUAUUAACCACGAAAUUGAUCCACACGAAAAUUACAUCAUCGAACAAAGUUACCUUUCAUUGAGUUGGUGGCUAUUGAACAAAGGUUGGAUGAACUUAAAUUCGAUCAUUGAAGCAUUGGUUAUUGCCAAAUUUGAAAAGAUUACUCCAAAAUCUGAGUUGUCUGUUGAAAGUUUUGAACAAAGUUUACUUGACAUUAUAAAUGAAAUCAACACAAACAACAAGGAAUAUAUUUUAGCCAAUUUGUUCCCAAUUAACUAUUCAGAUUUGUUAGAAACCUUGUUGAACACAAACCCUGAUUUGGUUAACCAAUUGGACUCUGCUGAUUCUAAUUUGAUUAAAUUGAUUAAUGAAACUAACUCCAUAAUGUUGAAUAAUGAUUUAUACUUUUUUGAUUUGUUAAAUUCAUUGAUUUUGACUAAUUUAAAUACUUUGACAACUAAUUUAUCAUUCAGUUUAAGUGGAGGAAACUUGGGAAAUAGUUUGAUGUCGACAACUGGGAACUUACAAGAGUCAAGAGUCACAGAACUUCCAAAUAAAGCAUUCAAGUUGGCAAGUUUCUUAGCUCAACUUUCUGUGCAAACCAACAUUAUGAUUGAUAAUGAUAAUAUUAAGAAUGAGGCAACACUGCCAAGAUAUGACACUGAUCUUGAAGAGAUCCUCAAUAGUUUAAAUGCUGGUGAAGACUUGUCGAGUAAUCAACCCCAACAGGAAUCAGGAGGUAAUAUAUACAUUAACAACAUGAAUGAAUUAGAGGAGUUAGAUGAUUUUAGUGCAGGUAUAUACUCGAAUUUUGAAUAG
Candida tropicalis MYA-3404 is the source of this 1380-nucleotide messenger RNA. It is a transcript of the gene PEX3, whose product is annotated as Pex3p. The record is from RefSeq and is a predicted model, not a curated record. NCBI's taxonomy places the organism in Eukaryota, Fungi, Ascomycota, Pichiomycetes, Serinales, Debaryomycetaceae. Gene Ontology annotation, molecular function: protein-macromolecule adaptor activity. Gene Ontology annotation, cellular component: peroxisomal membrane. Gene Ontology annotation, biological process: protein import into peroxisome membrane. Bases 1 to 1380 code for a protein of 459 amino acids. The transcript has a single exon.